UAUUCGGGACACUGGGCAAGGAAUUUCUUCAGAGCUGACUUUGUUUUCAACAUAGAGCAAUAAAUUCAUGUUGAUUACUGCACCGUUCCUGAUUGAUUUAUAGUCGAGGCAGGACGCUCUUACAAUUAAGUCAGCUCUCACAACCUGCAUACACAUCUCGCGGCUAUCUGGUACUGUGACACUAUGGCUGAAGGGACACAGGGAGAAGACCCAGUUGUUGACGAGGGGCCUGCGGAGGCCGACGAGCAGAUGGAGAGUCCGAAUGCCGAGGCCGGGGGGGAGGAGCAACCGGUAGUGAGGCAAAAGGAGAGAGGACGUAUCCCCGCGGGUGCUGCACCAGGAAUCAGGCAGCGCAGAUUGGCGGCCGCAGACGAUGAAUGGUGGUUCGGCUCAACCGCAGGCCUCCCGGAGGAUGGUAAGGGACGGCGAUUGGCACCAAGUUUCACGGGCUGGAGGGAGCGCCGGAUGACUGGAGAUGAAGGAGAGGAUUGGAGCUGUUCCACGGCCCCAGGACAAUAUACGUUAGAUGUUCUUAGGGAACAAUUCGGGGAACGUAUAUAUCCCAAUACCAUCCGCAGCCCCAUUAAGGACAGCCCAACUUAUAUGUCCCAUUUCCAAAUGUCAAGCCCGGAGUUUAAAUUGCAGCCUGACAGUCGCUUCACCCCACGGGACCCAGUAGCAAGGCAAACCGGGGCAGAGCGCCCACGGUAUGGACUGAGUACACGGGGAGUGCGGGAGCACCCGGAGGGUCCUGAGAGAGAUGUGGAGGGACCCCUGGGAGUAGGGCCCCGUCCUGUGGCACGUCCAGAGGCGGUCCCGUAUGGUGGACAGGGGCCAGCCCCAUGGCCUCAGAAUAUGGUUUGGAAUCCUCCUCCAAUUGCGCUCACAUUUGACGGAGAUCCGGAUCGCCUAGCGGUAUUUCUCAGCCACGUACUUAACCAUCUAGACCGUUAUACAACCCUGUACUCAUCCAAUUGGGCGAGGGUGGUGGCGGUCACGGCUAGUUUGCAAGGGGAGGCUGCCGCUUGGGCUGCAGAUCUCUAUAGUGACCAGGCUAGAGAGUUAGCCGACGUAGGCCUUUUCCUCGAUGCACUGAAAACGAGGUUUGAGGACCCAACACGCCUACAACGGGCGGAGGCCCAGUUAGUGAAUUUGCGGCAAAGGGGCAGGCCAGUGCAGGAAUACAUUCGUGAGUUUCAAAAGGUGGCAGGGAAACUUAGAUCGUGGCCAGACAGCUUGUUAAUUCACCACUUCCGCAACGGUCUGGAUACCAACAUACGUCAGGCAUGUAUAAUCAGGGGAGUGGUAGGACGCCUGGCUGAUUGGUUUCGGGCAGCAGUAGAGUUGGACAUUGGGUUGAGGGAUCGUCCCGGAGGACGGGAGGAUAGACCCCGUAGGAAUCAGGAUCAACCUGUAGGUGGUCCCACGCAAACCAUGCAGGGUACGGUACGUCCAAAACCCAUUUUCAAAUGCUUCCGCUGCAACCGACCAGGCCAUAGGGCCGCGGAAUGUGGAAUCCCCGAGCCAAUAGGUACACCAACGGCGAUCGGCAAACCAGGCGCUACGCCAAAGAGAACAGUGGAGAAGUCAAGGGUCGCUUACCAACUGGGUCAGACUUCCAUCCAACAACCCCUCGAUGAUGCGUCCCCUGGAUUACAGGAACAUGAGGAGGAAGGACCGGUGGAGGACCCAAUGGUGAGUGAACCCAUCGUACCAUUCACCAUUCCGAUCACGUUGACAAGCCCGGUUACUGGGGGCCUUGUGGUGAGGGGAAGCAGAAUGUCAGACCCAGCAUGGAUCGUACCGGCGAAUUAAGUCCUCCUGCUGACGGCCCAUGGAACCUCCAGGCAUCCCGAACGAUCCAUUGUACUUCCAGGCGUUCCUGCGUGCGCGAGAUCGAUGGAGCCGUUACUAGGGUGUUGCCGGCGCUUCCCCAGUGACGUGCAAACCACGUGACUAACCAAAUGCCGAAGAGGACAGGGCAUAGAUUGAAACUAAACCAGACAGAAACGCCGAAAUAGAACGCUGGGUCUGACACAUUGUAGCUGUUAGGUGGAUGGGGGGGGAAGGAGAUGUACUUACAGCACUAAUCUAUUGAUUAGCGAUACUCUACAGAACCAAAAGCUGACACAAGGGGGAAUGGGGUGUGGUGUGGGUGGAGUAAUUGGGAUAAUUAGGGGGGUGUGGUGACGGUAUAUAUUCGGGACACUGGGCAAGGAAUUUCUUCAGAGCUGACUUUGUUUUCAACAUAGAGCAAUAAAUUCAUGUUGAUUACUGCACCGUUCCUGAUU
Crotalus tigris (Tiger rattlesnake) is the source of this 2291-nucleotide messenger RNA. RefSeq lists its product as uncharacterized. The record is from RefSeq and is a predicted model, not a curated record. Gene Ontology annotation, molecular function: nucleic acid binding; zinc ion binding. The transcript has 2 exons. NCBI's taxonomy places the organism in Eukaryota, Metazoa, Chordata, Lepidosauria, Squamata, Viperidae. Bases 184 to 1815 code for a protein of 543 amino acids.